AGCACCAGGGCUAAGUGCUGACAGUCACUGGCUGGGAGGACCUGGGAUGAGUUUGGAAUCUGGACUGUCCUGAAGCACUCCAUCUGUGAAUGUCUGCACACUCCUGGGCUUCCAUCUCUGCCAGUGGCACCUUUCACCUCUGCAUAAAGCUGUUCUUCAGUUUUGCUUUGCAGAGCAAGUUCCUGCAGAAAAGGAAGACUGGAUCUCAUUUCCCCAGAUGCUGUUGAGUCACGUGUCACCUCAAAAGCCACUGUUAGGUGUCCCCAUAUCCCUUACCAGGACAUGCCAUCCCUCCUGGUGACUUCCUGCAGGAGGGGACCUGAGUGACUCCUGCCCAGCCUGGACACCUGUGUGCCCCCCUUUGCCAUCCAAAGCGUGCUGAGAAACAAAUGGGAGCUGGAGGUGCUCUGUCACAGAAACCAAUGCUUGCUGCCAGCCAUGUGCCCAGCUGAGCGGGUCCCAGUGCCCUCUGCCCCCAGGGCCUGUGCCAGUUGCCACUCUGGGAUUUGCUGAGCCGCAGGGUUCAUGUUGAGCGUGCUGUGUUUUAGGGUUUUGAGGAAAAUGCAGAGGCGGCACAGCAGCAACACGGACAGCGUGCCUCCUGAAAGGAGCCGGAGCCAGACGCUGAGCUCUGAGGCCAGCGUGGACGAGAGCGGAGUGUUCGAGAGCCUCAAGGCCGAGGCCGCCUCCCCUCAGCAGCUCUUCUCGGGGCUGGCCGGCCUGCCCGCCGCCUCCAUCGCCGCCGCGCCCUUCCCGGCCGGUCUAGUGCUGGGCUCGGCGGCCGGAGGGGGAGAAGUCUUCAUCCAGAUGCCGGCCCCGAGGGAUGAGGGUGCCGGCCGGGCUGAGGGGGCUCCGUUCCACCACCGGGCGCCGGCGCAUCCCUUCCAGCACGGGCACCACCGCGGCUCCUCGCUGCUGCACAUGGCGGGCGGCGAGCGGCACGGGCACGGCGAGGAGAGCGCCGAGGAACAGGCCGGGACGCCGGCCCCGGCUCUCUCCGAGCUCAAAGCUGUCGUUGGGUGGCUGCAGAAGGGGCUUCCCUUCAUCUUGAUCCUCCUGGCUAAAGUCUGUUUCCAGCACAAGCUUGGAAUUGCUGUGUGCAUUGGCAUGGCCAGCACCUUUGCCUACGCCAACUCCACGCUCCGAGAGCAGGUGGCUCUGAAGGAGAAGAGAUCAGUGCUGGUUGUCUUCUGGAUCCUGGCCUUCCUCACUGGGAACACCCUGUACUUGCUGUACACAUUCAGCUCCCAGCAGCUGUACAACAGCCUAAUAUUCCUGAAACCCAACCUGGACAGGCUGGACUUCUUUGACCUGAUGUGGAUUGUGGGCAUUGCAGACUUUGUGCUGAAGUACCUCACCAUUGCCCUGAAAUGCCUCGUGGUGGCCCUGCCCAAGAUCAUCCUCGCUGUCAAGUCCAAGGGAAAGUUUUAUCUGAUCAUUGAGGAGCUGAGCCAGCUGUUCCGCUCGCUGGUGCCCAUCCAGCUGUGGUACAAAUACAUCAUGGGGGAUGAUCCCUCCAGCAGCUACUUCCUGGGUGGCAUCCUCAUCAUCAUGUACAGCCUCUGCAAGUCUUUUGACAUCUGUGGCCGUGUGGGAAGUGUCAGGAAGGCACUGAAGGUCCUUUGCACCCCCCAGACCUAUGGGGUCCGUGCCACGAGCCAGCAGUGCAGUGAGGCAGGAGACAUCUGUGCCAUCUGCCAGGCAGAGUUCAGGGAACCUCUGAUCCUUCUGUGCCAGCACGUGUUCUGUGAGGAGUGCCUGUGCCUGUGGUUCGACCGGGAGAAGACGUGUCCCCUGUGCCGCUCGGUGACCGUGGAGACGCUGCGCUGCUGGAAGGAUGGCACCACCUCUGCCCACCUGCAGGUGUACUGACAGACAGACAGACAGACAGCAGGGCACCUCUGCCCACCUGCAGGUCUACUGACAGCAGGGCAGCUCACCAGGCACAGAGCAGGACAGUGCCAGGAUCCCUGCUCAGUU
Molecule: messenger RNA, 1980 nt
Organism: Melospiza melodia melodia
Lineage: Eukaryota; Metazoa; Chordata; Aves; Passeriformes; Passerellidae
Gene: RNFT2
Product: ring finger protein, transmembrane 2
Exons: 10
Coding region: 526-1872 (448 amino acids)
Biological process (GO): positive regulation of ERAD pathway
Molecular function (GO): ubiquitin protein ligase activity
Source: RefSeq, a predicted model, not a curated record